Helianthus annuus (common sunflower) is the source of this 1577-nucleotide messenger RNA. Its product is annotated as probable N-acetyltransferase HLS1. The transcript has 3 exons. Bases 103 to 1332 code for a protein of 409 amino acids. Lineage: Eukaryota; Viridiplantae; Streptophyta; Magnoliopsida; Asterales; Asteraceae. The record is from RefSeq and is a predicted model, not a curated record. Gene Ontology annotation, molecular function: acyltransferase activity, transferring groups other than amino-acyl groups.
AACACUCACUCUCUCUCUCUCUCUCUUUCUCUCUCUAAAAACAAAACAGGCAACCUUUUCAACAUCUUUUACAUUAGUUACGUCAACUGAAUAACAUUCGAGAUGGCGGCGGAGGGUGGUAGUACGGCGGAGAUAGUGGUGGUUGUUAGAGAGUACAACCCUAAAACCGAUAGUGAACGAGUUGAACAAGUUGAAAGCAGCUGUGAAGUGGGCCCCAACGGCGAACUAUCACUUUACACUGAUCUGUUGGGUGAUCCGAUUUGUAGAGUUAGAAACUCACCGGCUUAUCUCAUGCUGGUGGCGGAGAUGGUGGUUAGCGGUGGCGAUGGAGCGGAGAUAGUAGGGAUGAUAAGGGGUUGUAUUAAGACGGUUACUUGUGGUAGUAAAUUCUCGCGUAGUAGAUUGGGUGAAUGUUCGAAACCGUUACCGGUUUUAACUAAACUCGCCUACAUUUUGGGCUUGCGGGUGUCUCCGGUUCAUCGGAGAAUGGGAAUCGGAUUAAAGCUUGUUCGUAGAAUGGAACAAUGGUUCGAAGAUAACGGUGCCGAAUACUCCUACAUCGCAACCGACGACGCUAAUGAGCCUUCGGUCAGUCUCUUCACGGAUAAAUGCGGCUACGCUAAGUUCCGUAACCCUUCCGUCCUUGUCCACCCGGUAUUUGCUCACCGUCUCCCCGUCAACAACCGUGUAACCAUCAUCAAACUCACCCCCUCCGACGCGGAGUCACUCUACCGCCACCGCUUCUCCACCACCGAGUUUUUCCCGCGCGACAUUGACGCGGUACUCAACAACCACCUCAACCUAGGGACCUUUUUGGCAUUGCCAAAAGGGUACAUUUGGGCGGGGCCGGAUAAAUUUUUAUCCGGCCCACCUGAAAAUUGGGCCGUUAUGAGCGUGUGGAAUUGUAAGGAUGUUUUUAAACUCGAAGUGAAAGGCGCAUCGAAGUUAAGAAAAGGGAUUGCUAAAACGACCCGGGUCGUGGAUCGGGCCUUCCCGUUUCUAAGGUUACCCUCACUCCCCAAAAUUUUUAGCCCAUUUGGGCUCCACAUGUUAUAUGGGCUAGGUGGGUCAGGCCCAUUGUACACGAAGUUCAUCAAGGCUCUAUUUGGGUUCGCCCAUAACCUAGCCAAGGAGUGCAAGUGUGGGGUGGUUGCAACUGAAGUGUCUAGUGAGGACCCGCUCAAGUUAGCAAUCCCACAUUGGAAGGUUCUAUCAUUCACGGAUUUGUGGUGUAUCAAGAGACUUGGGGAAGACUACAGUGACGGAUCAGUGGGUGACUGGAGAAAGUCACAGCCUGGUUUAUCCAUUUUUGUUGACCCUAGAGAGUUCUAACUUUUAACAAUAUAUAUAGUUGGUUGGUUGGUCUAGUUUACUGGUUUUAGGGUUUUUUUGUUUUUAAUGAGUGGGUGGGGAAACAAAGGAAAUGAGUAGGAAAUGUGUUUCAUGAGGGUAUAUGGUCAUGUGGGGCCUAUCUUUUCGCGUAAAUGAAUCUAGUAUUAUUGGUACUUUUGUUGAAAUCGGUAUGAUUUCUUUCGAAUUUCAAAAUUCAUAACUAAUUGAGUUUUCAAGAUUUUUAA